AUGGGAUUCCGUAUCACCACAUGGAAUGUUAAUGGUAUACGAAACCCGUUCUCCUAUGAGCCAUGGAGAGGAACGCGCACAUUCGAGUCCAUGUUUGAUAUACUGGAGGCGGAUAUUGUAAUUCUCCAAGAAACCAAGAUUCAGCGCAAAGACCUACGCGAUGACAUGGUCUUGGUUUCAGGAUACUCGGGUGUUGUGAUUUACACGCGCAAUGCCACAUGUUCUCCAAUAAGGGCAGAAGAGGGCAUUACUGGAGUACUUUGCCCACCGAAAUCCUCAACAUCUUUUUACAGUCUUCCAGAAGAUCAGCAAAUUGGUGGAUAUCCAACAUCUGGUCAACUUUCCAGGCCCACUAUAAAGCCCAAGGGGCCGAACUCGGAAGAGGAGCAAGAGGAUUUGAGCUCGGUACCCAAUAUCAGGAUAGAUGCACCAACCCUCGACUCCGAAGGACGCUGCGUCAUUUUAGAGUUUCCUGCAUUUGUCCUCAUUGGUGUCUAUUGCCCCGCCUAUCGAGAUGAGAGUCGGGAUACCUUCCGGAUGGACUUUCUCAAUGCCCUAGAUUCUCGAAUCCGCAACCUGACUGCGAUGGGGAAGAAGGUGGUGAUCGCUGGGGAUAUAAAUAUUUCAAAACAGGGCAUUGAUGCCGCUCAUGGAAUCGAGGCCAUACGAAAAGGUACGAUGACAGAGGAGGAAUUUGUAUCUAGCCCUUCUCGACGUCUAUUCAACCACUUGAUAUCAGAUGGCGUGGUUAUUGGCGAACGCGACAAAGGCAGGGAAGAUCCUGUCCUUUUCGAUGUCUGCAGGUCUUUCAACCCAGAUCGUACAGGCAUGUAUACAUGCUGGGAUCAAAAGGUCAAUGCUCGGCCAGGGAAUUACGGCUCAAGGAUUGACUAUGUGUUGUGCAGCUUGGAUAUGCAGAACUGGUUCUCUGACUCAAAUAUUCAAGAGGGAUUGAUGGGAUCGGACCACUGUCCUGUAUAUGCUGUCAUCAAGGAGUCUGUACAUCAGCCCGGGGGCGAGGUAAACAUACGGGAUAUUCUCAACCCAUUAGGCAUGUUUAACUGUGGCAAGCGUCAACAGGAAUACUCAAGCGAGUGCACAUUGCCCGCUUCAGGGCGUUUGCUCCCCGAAUUCGACGUUGACAAGCGCAGAAGCAUCAAGGACAUGUUCGCUCGUAAACCAACCAGCGUUCCGUCAGAGUCGGUAGAACUAGCCGUUACACUAGACAACAUGCCUACGACUCAAACCAUAGAAUCCACAGUUAUGCACACACCCUUGAAAUCCACUGACUCGGCCAAAAAGAUUUCUACGCCUAUCACUGAGAGAAAUCAACACGCUCAGACUGUUUCUCGCAAACGCCCACAGCCCCUACACACUAAAUCCGCGAAACGCUCCAAGUCCACUGUAUCGACGCCUUCCGAGGUCUCUGUGACAGGCCAAAGAACAUUGAUGGGCUUCUUCAAGCCAAAAACGCUCAAUGUAUAUGAAGCUACUCAGUCAUCCAUGGCUUUCUCAGGCUCCUUGACAUCAUCACUCAACGACAGACUAUCAGAAAUAUCACAAGAGAAACGGGAAGCUCCAGUAAUCAAUUCGCAGCCUCCAGGGUCCCAAGAAGACACCAUAAGAAAGGAAGCUGACACUUCUACCGAAUGUCCGACGGCCAGCAAGCUCAUUGACGACAUAACAAUUGACCCGAUUGUCAGCAAGGAGGAUUGGUCAAAGCUUUUUACCAAAAAACCCGUUCCACGGUGUGAUGGACACCAAGAGCCGUGCAUCAGCUUGACCACGAAGAAACCUGGAAUGAAUCGCGGCCGCUCCUUUUGGAUUUGUCCUCGGCCAUUGGGGCCUAGCGGAGAAAAGGAAAAGGGUACGCAAUGGCGGUGUCCCACAUUCAUCUGGGCCAGUGACUGGAACUCACCAUUUGCAACGCAAGAUCAAUAA
Messenger RNA from Penicillium vulpinum, 1941 nucleotides. Its product is annotated as DNA-(apurinic or apyrimidinic site) lyase APN2. The record is from RefSeq and is a predicted model, not a curated record. The transcript has 6 exons. Gene Ontology annotation, cellular component: nucleus. Gene Ontology annotation, biological process: base-excision repair. NCBI's taxonomy places the organism in Eukaryota, Fungi, Ascomycota, Eurotiomycetes, Eurotiales, Aspergillaceae. The coding region runs from base 1 to 1941 and encodes 646 amino acids. Gene Ontology annotation, molecular function: DNA binding; double-stranded DNA 3'-5' DNA exonuclease activity; endonuclease activity.